AUGCUGCAGCAUCGAGAAAAAAACCCAGAGAUUGAAGCAGGAUUAAAGCUUCUUAGUGCCAGACAAAAGCUGGAUGCAACAAAAGCCGAGGUUGAAGUGCUAGAGAAUGAAGAGGAAGAAGCUAAUUCACAACAUUUGGAUGAUUUGAAGGCCAUGGAUCCCAUGCACCGCACUUCACAAUACGUUGACGAACAAUUAGCUUUCAACCUUAACGAAAAACCAAAACUGUCAGUUGAUUUCAACUUGGAUGCGGCACCAUUUGUACCAAGACAACCUCAUAUUCCAGAAGGUGUCUUACCUAACGGACAUGAUCAAAUCCAGGACUUCACCAAGUUUCUGCUCAAAAAGGAUUUGCUUACCUCUCGUCUCACUCGGUUUGACGAUCAGCCACAAACAUACAUUUUUUGGAAGGCUCAAUUCAAAGAAAUAAUGAACGACCUGGGUGCCACAAAUUCUGAGGAACUUGAUUUUCUUAUGAAAUGGCUGGGACCAACUUCUUUAAAGUACGCCGCAAGCAUUAAGUCAUCAAACGUUUCCAAUCCAACAGAAGCGCUAAGGAGAAUUUGGGAGCGUCUCAAUCAAAGAUAUGGCAGUCCAGAGCUACUGGAAUCUGUGUUAAUGUCCAGAUUAUCUUCUUUCCCAAAACUUACCAACAAAGACAAUGUGAAACUAUAUGAUUUACUUGACUUGCUUUCCGAAAUUGAAUCACUUAUGCAAAAUCUGAAAUACUCGACUCUGCUGGUUCACUUCAAUUCAUAUUCUAGUAUAGCUCAUUUACUCAGCAAGCUUCCCAACAACAUCCAAGAAAAGUGGACAACAUUUGCAUACAAAUACAAACAACAGCAUGCUGUUAUUUUCCCUCCAUUCUCCUAUUUUGUCGAAUUCAUGGAAGAUAUCAGCAGAAUGAAAAAUGACCCAGGAUUCAUGUACACCAGCGAAAGUUCAACGGAUUCCUCCAAACCCAAGGAGAGAGUUGGACAAAAGAACACUCAAGUGAAACACUGGAUUUCGACUAAAAAGACUGAAAUAAAGCAGAACUCAGAAAAUGCUAAGUCUGCCAUAGUAUGCCCUCUGCACAAGACCAACCAUAGUCUUAAUGACUGCCGUGGGUUCAGAAACAAGUCACUUGAAGAAAGAAAAUGUUUCGUGCGUGAGAAAAAACUCUGUUUCAGAUGUUGUAAUUCAGAUCAACACGAAUCCAGGGAAUGCAAAGAGCAAAUUCACUGCAAUGAGUGUGGAAGCAACUCUUAUCCUAGUGCUCUUCACUCCAGUAUGUCUGUGGUCCAUCAUGGUGGGGAGAAGAUGAGUCAUGUAACAUCGGCAUGCACACAAAUCUCUAAAGAUCAAUUUUGCGGGAAGUCAUGUGCUAAGGUGAUUUUAGUGAACUUACACCAGAAAAACAAUCCAAACAAAUUGUUUAAAGCGUACACAAUACUCGAUGACCAAAGUAACAAAUCGUUGGUCAAAUCAGACGUCUUUGAUCAACUGGAUAUCCAUAGUGAAACGACAAACUUUCAGCUAACGUCUUGUUCUGGAAUAGUGGAUAUGUCUGGCAGACAAGCCCAAUAUCUCACAGUUUCAUCACUAGAUAGAUCAUCAUAUAUUGACAUACCGUUUGCCAUCGAAUGUAAUUACAUUCCGGAGAUCCGUGAAGAAAUACCUACACCAGAGAUUGCAAGAUCAUACGCUCAUCUCCAUGACAUUGCAAAAGACAUACCUGAGGUCGAUGAAGAUAUUCCGAUUCUACUCUUAAUUGGUCGUGACAUUCCAGAAGCUCAUCAUGUGUUAGAGCAGCGAACAGGCGCAAGAAAUUCACCGUUUGGACAGAGACUUACCUUAGGUUGGGUGAUACUUGGUGAAUCUUGUCUGAGCAAGGUCCAUCGUCCUAACUCAGAGGUAGUGAAUAAGACUUACCUUCUACCUAAUGGAAGGUCAUCCAUAUUCCAACCUUGUGCGAAUGAUAUACACAUAGAGGUUCGUAAAGACACUGGAUACUCACUUCGAGAUCUGGACGCAUCUGUAUUCAUGAAACAAAGGGACGACGAUACAAUUGGUCUCUCAGUAGAUGACAAGAACUUCAUCAGAACCAUGGACAAAGAUGUUCACCUCUCUAUUAAAGGGAAUUGGGAAGCUCCGUUGCCAUAUAAAGAGAAACGACUGCGACUUCCAAACAACCGAAUGUAUGCACUAAAGCGAGCUCAAAAUCUAGAUACCAGCCUCCGUCGAGAUCAAACCAAACGAGACAAUUUCAUUUCAUUCAUGAAAAAGGUACUGGAUAACAACCAUGCAGAGAUAGCACCACCUUUGGAAGUGGAUGAGGAAUGUUGGUAUCUACCGGUAUUCGGGGUGUACCACCCUAAGAAGCCGUCAAAAAUUAGGACCGUGUUUGAUUCUUCCGCUAAAUUUCAAAAUAUUUCUUUGAAUGACAUUCUUCUCUCUGGUCCGGAUUUGAACAACAAACUUUUGGGUGUACUUUUACGUUUCCGAAAGGAAUCUGUAGCCGUGACAGCAGAUAUAGAAUCUAUGUUUCACUGUUUUCUCGUUGAUGAGAAACACAGGAACUUUUUUUGUUUUUUCUGGUACGAAGACAACGACAUCAGCAAGAAAUUGAUCGACGAUCGCAUGAGAGUUUAUGUCUUUGGGAACUCGCCUUCGCCAGCUGUUGCCAUGUACUGUCUUCGUAAGGCAGCGUCUGCCAAUGAAGAAGUCUAUGGAUCCGAUGUAGUAGAUUUCGUGCGAAGAAAUUUUUACGUUGAUGACGGGCUGGUUUCUCUACAUACAGCAGAGGAGGCAAUAAGUUUGCUGAAACGGACACAGUCCGCCCUUAAAGCUGGUGGCAAUCUGCGUUUGCAUAAAAUAACUUCGAAUGACAAGAACGUUAUGGACGCAUUCUCUAUAGAAGACAGGGCAAAAGACCUCAAAGAUCUCGAUUUGAGCGUUGAUGAUCUCCCCAUGCAGAGAAGCUUAGGGUUGGAUUGGGAGCUCCAGUCAGACUCAUUUACAUACCGUCUAUCCAUGGCAGAGAGACCAUUCAGUAAACGAGGUCUAUUGUCUACAAUCAAUGGAAUCUAUGACCCAUUGGAUUUGUUUCUGCAGUGGUUGUAUCUAAGGAAAUCUUAA
Ostrea edulis (European flat oyster) is the source of this 3120-nucleotide messenger RNA. RefSeq lists its product as uncharacterized. Bases 1 to 3120 code for a protein of 1039 amino acids. The record is from RefSeq and is a predicted model, not a curated record. The transcript has a single exon. NCBI's taxonomy places the organism in Eukaryota, Metazoa, Mollusca, Bivalvia, Ostreida, Ostreidae.